AUACAAUAUAAAAACAAGCAAACACAAUAUCGACAACUGCAGUUGUAUCUGAGAACUUCUAAGAAGGGUCGAUUGCUGCAGUUGUAAGAUGUGGAUCAAACUAUUACUGGUUGCCCUCGUGGCAACACUUUCAUUAGCGGACAAAGAAAGAUUCGAUGGCUUCAAAGUGUUUAGGGUUGUACCAUCAACGGAUGAGCAUGUCGACAUUUUAAAGCAGCUGACUAUGGAGAACGGAUAUGCUUUCUGGACUUAUCCAACGAAAGUAAAUCAACCUGUUGACGUCAUGGUAUCACAGGAAGUAUUAAAUUCAUUUUAUAAGCUAAUGGAAUCCACUCAUAUGAAAUAUGAGGAGUUUAUUGAGGACGUCCAACGUCUCAUUGAUACUGAAAAUCCUCACGUAACCCGCGAGGAAAUCGGCUAUAGCCACAAGAAGUAUCAUACUCUCGAUGAAUUAUAUCAAUGGUUUGAGCUUUUAACAAAACAAUACCCCGAUGUGGUAUCUAUCAUCGAGGUUGGCAAGACAUAUGAAGGCCGUACUAUCAAGGGUGUAAAAAUUAGCUAUGGAUCGAAAAAUCCAGGUAUUUUCAUUGAAGGUGGUAUACACGCUCGAGAAUGGAUUUCGCCUGCAACAGUCACGUACCUCAUAGAUCAAUUCUUGACCAGUACUGAUUCGAAAAUUCGUAAAUUGGCUGAAUCACAUGACUGGUACAUGGUCCCAUCUGUCAACCCUGAUGGAUAUGUAUAUACGCACGAAAAAAAUCGAUUAUGGCGUAAGACAAGAUCAGGCUCUGGACUAUGCAAAGGAGUUGAUGCUAAUCGUAACUGGGGUUUCAUGUGGAACUCUGGAGGUGCUAGCUUGAUCCCGUGUAUGGAAGAUUAUGCCGGAAAAGGGCCAUUUUCAGAAAUAGAAACAAAAACUUUGUCCCAGUACUUGACAAGUUUGAAGGGAAAACUGUUUGCUUACAUCUCUUUCCACAGCUAUUCUCAACUGUUAAUGUUCCCUUACGGACACACCACGAAACACCUUGACAAUCACGAAGAGGAGAAAGCUAUUGGCAUGAAAGCCAUUGGGGCCCUCGCUGAAAGAUAUGGAACAAAAUACGUAACUGGAAAUAUUGCCGAAACUAUUUAUGUAGCCUCAGGAAACUCUAUGGACUGGGUUAAAGCUACGCUCAAACUGCCUGUUACAUAUACCUACGAGCUUCGUGAUAAAGGUAGAUACGGAUUUUUACUUCCCGCUGAUCAGAUUAUCCCUAAUGGUGAGGAAGUUAUGGAUUCACUCGUAACGAUGUUUGAUGAAGCUAUUAAAUUCGGUUACCCAAAACCAACAGAAGAAUAA
This is a messenger RNA of Trichogramma pretiosum, 1339 nucleotides long. RefSeq names its product zinc carboxypeptidase-like. The record is from RefSeq and is a predicted model, not a curated record. Lineage: Eukaryota; Metazoa; Arthropoda; Insecta; Hymenoptera; Trichogrammatidae. Bases 89 to 1339 code for a protein of 416 amino acids. The transcript is spliced from 8 exons. Gene Ontology annotation, molecular function: metallocarboxypeptidase activity; zinc ion binding. Gene Ontology annotation, biological process: proteolysis.